Messenger RNA from Bicyclus anynana (squinting bush brown), 1202 nucleotides. RefSeq lists its product as uncharacterized. Lineage: Eukaryota; Metazoa; Arthropoda; Insecta; Lepidoptera; Nymphalidae. The record is from RefSeq and is a predicted model, not a curated record. The transcript is spliced from 5 exons. Bases 321 to 1133 code for a protein of 270 amino acids. Gene Ontology annotation, molecular function: NADH pyrophosphatase activity; NAD binding; ADP-ribose diphosphatase activity.
AAUCAAAUCAAAUAGUGUUGUGCUGUCUCUCGGAGUGUACCUGUGUACCGCCAAAUUCUUUGGUGCUGUGAUACAAUAUUGGGUUAUAAAAUGCCUACACAAUAUAUUUUGAAGAGAAAUAUUCUAAACAAUAUCUUAAGAUUUUCGAGGUUAGGUUUGAAAUUUCAAUCCACAAUACAUUUCCAAACUCAUAUAGUUGACCGGGCAUUUGAGGGUACGUGUCUGUGCAAUUAAUGAAUUCCCCAAUUUAAUUGAGUUUAGACCAAGUUAAUGAUCUUCAAAGUAUAAACUCAAACUUCAAAAUCCUUAAUUAAUACUAAAUGAAUUUCUCAUUUACAAACUGCAGGUAUCCUUCUAUGCAAUUCUUUGUUGGAGAAAUAGAUAGAUUUAAUGGAAUUACUAUUGAUUCUACUUCACUUAAAUGCUCAAAAGACAUUUUUACAAAAACUUUAGCAGAAUCACUCAACAAAUGGUCUUUAGAAGGCAGAAGGUGUAUAUGGUUCAAAAUUCAUAUAGAAGACUCAAGUUAUGUCCCUUUAUUAGCACAAAAAGGCUUUAAUUUUCACCAUGCCAGAGAUGAUUUUGUGAUGAUGUACAAAUGGCUGCCUACGGAGUCCGAGCCAAACUUGCCACCACCAUGUCACACCAACCUUGGAGUCGGUGCUUUGGUUGUGAAUGACAAACACCAGAUGUUGGCUGUUUCUGAGAAACAUUAUGAAUAUCCACAUUGGAAGCUCCCCGGUGGAUUUGUAGAGAGAGGAGAAGACAUAGUGUCUGCAGCCAAACGAGAAGUCAAAGAAGAAACAGGCGUGGACUCACGUUUCUUAUCACUGAUCACAUUCAGGCACACACACAACAUGAUGUAUGGUAACUCUGAUAUCUACAUGCUCCUUAUGAUGAGAGCAUUGACGGAGCAAAUACAUUUGUCGGAAAGGGAAGUGAAGGACUGUCGAUGGAUGAAUAUAGAUGAAUAUAUAAACCAUCCACAUGUGCAUUCUUUUAAUAGAUGGGUCAUAAAACAAGCCCUCGGUUGUAAAGACAGAAAUAUAAAAUUGGAUAUACAAAAGAAAACAGUUCAAUGGGCAACUAAUACAAGGAUUAUGGACUUCUUAUGUGUUACUGACUAUGAUUGAUAUCAUCACAAUAAUUUGUGAUAUAUGUUAAUAAUGUAAAUAUUUAUUUAAAAUGAUAAUAAUAUACAA